AACAAUUGGAUCCACGGCGACAUAAAACCCAUGAAUAUCGGCAUUCAUAAAUGGGUCCUAGACCAAACAUCCAUAGUCCUCCUCGACACAGAAGACGCAAUCUAUGCACCCCGAGGCAUCGUAACAGUGACGCCUGGAACGAAGGGAACGGUGGGUUAUAUAUCUCCCGAGCGAGAACUGGGAGAGUUUACCACAACGACAGAUGUUUGGGCUGUUGGUGUAGCGGCAAUCUGGAUGCUUCUUGGAAGACAUCCGUGGCAGUAUCGUGUGAAUCCUUGGAGGGAGGGUGAAGCAUUUGAAGGGAAUAGAUGGUUGUUCCAUAGGCAUUAUGACGAUGCGAUGAAGAGUAUUGGGCAGUGUGAGGAUAAAGAGCUUGGUACAGCUGUUUUACAGAUGAUUCGGCAUCCUUAUGCUCGGACGGAAGAGCAGAAAAAGUCAAGACCAGGAUGUUGGAUGGUUCUCCAGACGUUGCAUGCAGGUCCAGCUGGUGAGGGAGCUCGACAGAAGCGAAUUCGUACAGAUGCAGCAUGA
Messenger RNA from Fusarium redolens, 531 nucleotides. RefSeq lists its product as uncharacterized. The annotation marks the transcript as partial. The record is from RefSeq and is a predicted model, not a curated record. Gene Ontology annotation, molecular function: protein kinase activity; ATP binding. The transcript has 2 exons. NCBI's taxonomy places the organism in Eukaryota, Fungi, Ascomycota, Sordariomycetes, Hypocreales, Nectriaceae. Gene Ontology annotation, biological process: protein phosphorylation.